This is a messenger RNA of Pararge aegeria (speckled wood butterfly), 868 nucleotides long. RefSeq names its product adenylate kinase isoenzyme 1 (gene Ak1). Gene Ontology annotation, molecular function: AMP kinase activity; ATP binding. The transcript is spliced from 5 exons. Lineage: Eukaryota; Metazoa; Arthropoda; Insecta; Lepidoptera; Nymphalidae. The coding region runs from base 81 to 800 and encodes 239 amino acids. The record is from RefSeq and is a predicted model, not a curated record. Gene Ontology annotation, cellular component: cytoplasm; cytosol. Gene Ontology annotation, biological process: nucleoside triphosphate biosynthetic process.
CUUAAUAAACAAUAUAACUAGUGAAAAAACGAACAGGUACCUGAGUACUUGUAGAUCGUUGGAUAAUACUCAAAAGCUUCAUGAAAAUUAUUAUUGAGAAGACGUUAGUGAAGUGUUUAUGUUCGUACGAGUUUAUUUUCGUGUUUGUAUUUGUCACAUGGUUGAGACUGAACAGCGUCCGCUGGGAGAGAUGUUUUAUUUUUAAUAUUGGGAAGGCUCCAAUCGACUCCAGCAAAGUCCCCAUAGUAUGGAUACUGGGCGGUCCGGGCUCGGGAAAAGGCACGCAAUGCGAAAAGAUUAUCGCCAAGUAUGGAUUCACGCAUCUCUCCACUGGCGACCUCUUGCGGGCCGAGGUCAAGAGUGGCUCGGAGAGAGCGAAGUGCCUUACAGCUAUUAUGGAACGGGGUGAACUGGUCCCCAACGAUGUGGUGCUGGAUCUCCUAAAGGAAGCGAUGCUCGCGAAGGCUGGCGAAGCUAAAGGAUUCCUCAUCGACGGAUACCCGCGGGAGAAGUCGCAAGGCAUCGCCUUUGAGAAAGCCAUCGCCCCUGUUACUGUGAUAAUAUACUUCGAAGCAUCAUCCGAGACCCUUACAAAGAGGUUACUGGGACGCGCCGUCAGUUCAGGACGUGCGGACGACAAUGAGGAGACCAUCAAACUUCGCCUCAAGACCUUCCUCGAUAACAACGACCAGGUGCUGGCGCAGUACCCGAGUAAACUACAGAGAAUAAACGCUGAAGACAGCGUCGACGCCAUUUUCAACCAAGUGGAGAAAAUCCUGGACCCGCUGGUGGCGCAAUAAGGGGUCGUCAGCUUAGCUAAUUGUAUAUAAUGUACCUACUAUUUCGUUCACUUAUCAUAUGGGCCUGU